Molecule: messenger RNA, 1802 nt
Organism: Leptinotarsa decemlineata (Colorado potato beetle)
Lineage: Eukaryota; Metazoa; Arthropoda; Insecta; Coleoptera; Chrysomelidae
Product: venom serine carboxypeptidase
Biological process (GO): proteolysis
Molecular function (GO): serine-type carboxypeptidase activity
Source: RefSeq, a predicted model, not a curated record
ACGACUAGUGCUCGUUUGUACAGCUACAGUAUAAGUUUUAGUUUUAUACUUGUGGUACUAGUGGUACAGACGAAGAUGUAACUCAGUCUUUGGUACAUCUUUUUAUAUUAUAGUGCUGUUGCCUUUUGUUUUGGCACUCCGUAGUUUUCUUUAAAAGCGGUUGUGACUAUACUAAUUGUGAGAAGAAAAAAAAUCGAAUAUGAAGUUACUCUUACUCUUGAUGAGUGUUAUUGUUAUGGCUGUCAAUCUCGGCCCAUGCAAUUGCGGCUUUCCAAAUUUUUAUGGUGAAAUCAAACAACAACCAGUAACUGACGAUCCGGGGGUGCCCCUGUUUCUAACCCCACUUAUUGAACAAAACAAAAUAAAAGAGGCUAAAACUGCGUCCUCUAUACAUUUCAAUGGAUUCAAGAAUAUGGAAUGUUAUUCUGGUUAUUUCACCGUGGAUAAAGUCUUCGAUUCGAAUUUGUUUUUUUGGUUCUUCCCAUCAAAAUCUAAUUAUGUUGCUGAUCCUGUCAUAUUAUGGCUGCAGGGUGGGCCAGGAGCCACAUCAUUAUUUGGAUUAUUUGUUGAAAAUGGACCUUUCUCUGUUAAGAACAAAAAGGGGCUGAAAUUGCGUCCAUAUGCUUGGACAAAUUCCCACUCCGUUAUUUACAUCGACAAUCCUGUAGGAACAGGUUACAGUUUCACCAAUGAGGGAUAUGCUCAAAAUGAAACAAAAGUUGGGCAAGACUUGUACAAUGCGUUGCUUCAAUUCUUUACUAUGUUUCCUGAACUGCAGAAAAAUGAAUUUUUUGUUGCUGGAGAGUCGUAUGCUGGAAAAUAUGUCCCGGCACUGUCUUACACAAUAUUAAAAAACAAUCCAGCUGCAAAAUUGAAAAUCAAUCUUCAAGGAUUGAGUAUUGGCAAUGGAUUCAGUGAUCCUGAGCACCAAUUCAAUUAUGGGGACUAUUUGUAUCAAAUUGGAUUGAUUGAUGAUAGUACAUAUAAAGUUUUCCAAAAUCAAGAACAACUAGCUAUCAACUGCAUUCAGAACAAAGAAUUUGAAAAGGCUUUUGAGAUAUCUAAUAAUCUGUUAGAUGGAGAUUUGAAUAAUGUAUCAACUAUCUUCAAGAAUGCUACAGGAUUCACCAAUUAUUUCAAUUACCUGUAUCCUGACGAUCCAAACAACAUAGAAGUGACAAAUUUUGGUAGAUAUAUUCAGAGGUCAGAUGUUCGAGCCGCAAUUCAUGUUGGAAAUGCUACGUUUCAUGGAGAAGAUCGUAUUGUGGAACUCAAGUUGAGCAAUGACAUAAUGCAGUCAGUUGCUCCUUGGAUGGCCGAGUUAUUGAAUAAUUAUAGGGUUUUGAUUUACAACGGACAACUGGAUAUAAUAGUACCAUAUCCACUAACAGUGAACUAUUUAAACAAUCUAAAUUUUAACGGAGCCCAGGAGUACAAAACAGCUCCAAGACUCAAAUGGUAUGUUGAUAAUGUAUUGGCUGGUUUUGUGAAGCAGGCUGGAAACUUAACAGAAGUUUUAGUGAGAGAUGCAGGUCAUCUGGUACCUGCUGAUCAACCACAAUGGGCUGUUGAUUUGAUUACAAGAUUUACAAGAAAUAAACCUUUCCACAGGAAAGAGUGAAAAUGAUAAUCACACAGUUAAUUUAUUAACAAUAUUAGUUGAUGAUGCAAAAUACUCUAAAUUUUUUUUUCUGGACAAUAUAUUUUUAUUUAAUGUAUUCGAGUAUAGUAAUAUGUUUUAGUAGAGAAGUUAUUUAUUCCAGUGGAAUAUACUUAUGUAUAUUUGAAAUAUAAUUCUGUGU